Messenger RNA from Vollenhovia emeryi, 961 nucleotides. RefSeq names its product chymotrypsin-1-like. The transcript has 5 exons. The record is from RefSeq and is a predicted model, not a curated record. NCBI's taxonomy places the organism in Eukaryota, Metazoa, Arthropoda, Insecta, Hymenoptera, Formicidae. Gene Ontology annotation, molecular function: serine-type endopeptidase activity. The coding region runs from base 48 to 788 and encodes 246 amino acids. Gene Ontology annotation, biological process: proteolysis.
AAUGCAUCUAUUCGCUUCAGUCCUAAGUAACAAGACUGCUAUCAAAGAUGCGUGUGUUAGCUUGCUUCGUAGUUGUCGCUCUGGCAUAUGCCGUUCAAGGAGCUCCAUCUCCUCGUAUCGUCGGCGGUAAAGAUGCUCCUAUCGGUAAAUAUCCGUAUCAAGUUUCAUUAAGAUAUAGCGGCUCGCAUAGAUGCGGUGGAUCUAUCCUGAAUAACCGUAAUGUGUUAACCGCAGCACAUUGUGUCAAAGGACUGGAAAAUUCGCUGAAUAACUUGAAGGUCCAUGUCGGCACAAACUUUUUGAACGUAUCAGGAGACGUUUAUUCUGUAGCGAAUGUUACCAUCAACAAAGCCUACGACAGUUAUUUGCUUAUCAAUGAUGUCGCUUUGAUCCACCUUAAAGCUCCUAUUGUAUACAACAAGCUAGUGCAACCAAUAAGUAUUUCGAAAAGUGAUAAAGAUCUUGAGGGCAAGCCAUGCACGUUAACCGGUUGGGGAACUACAAGGGUUGGUGGAAGUGCUCCGAAUAACUUGCAAGAAAUUGAAUUGUUAGUUUACCCGCAGAAAGAAUGUGAAAAAGUACAAUGGAGAGUGAAACCUUCUCAUAUCUGCACUUUCACUGAAGAAGGACAAGGGGCGUGCCACGGUGAUUCCGGUGGACCUUUAGUGGCCAAUGGAACUCAAAUUGGAAUCGUUUCCUUCGGUAAUCCCUGCGCGCUUGGAUAUCCGGACGUCUACACAAGAGUAUCCAGUUUUAGAACAUGGAUCAUCACGAAUAUGAAGAAUUAAAGGAUAUUAAAUUUAAUUUCUUUAUUGAAAUUGAAGUUAUUUUGUCAUACAUGAUUUAUAAUUUGGUUACUAAUCCGACUUAAACAAAUUUCUUCUGCAAAAUGUAUUUCCUGUAUUAUUUUUUUCAAGAGUUAAAUAAAUUACUAAUACAAAUAACAAAACAAUAACAAAGU